AUGGCAUCUUCUGAUUAUACAAUCCACCGGUGUGGUCUAGGUUGUGUGUCACAAUUACACUACCAUUGUGUAUAUUGUUCCUCAAUAAAAAUCCGACGUGACCACUUUGUGGCCCACCUGAAAGGCUGUAAGAAUGCCAGUACAUCAACCACCAUUCUUGAUGUGGCUCCCCUGACUGCCAGUACAUCAACCACCAUUCCUGAUGUGGCUCCCCUGACUGCCAGUACAUCAACCACCAUUCCUGAUGUGGCUCCCCUGACUGCCAGUACAUCAAACACCAUUCUUGAUGUGCCUCCCUUAACUGCCAGUACAUCAAACACCAUUCCUGAUGUGGCUUCCCUGACUGCCAGUACAUCAAACACCAUUCCUGAUGUGCCUCCCCUGACUGCCAGUACAUCAAACACCAUUCCUGAUGUGGCUCCCCUGACUUUAUUAAAACAAAAUGCCCUCUUUGUCACAUUACUAUUAAAAAAAAAACAUUUAAGAAAACAUCUAGAGAGGAAACACACAAAAUCUAGGGACGACAUUACAUCAAGUCAUCACCUGUAUUCUGACUGCAUAGACCGAGCUAACGGUGUCUAUGCAGUCCAGAAACAUUUUCUUUCUUCGAGUGUUCCGGUCCAUGUUGUGUAUAAAAUCUGGGGAGCAGAGCACAAUGUCAAAUGUGAGUUGCCAACCUGUCAAGUGGACAUGGACUUAGCCAGGAGGAGUGGACUAAGCCACUACAAAUGCCAUCACCUCAGGUCACUGGACUAUUGUGGGUCCUUUGCUGAUGGUCCUUCUCUUUCAGAAAGUACCCUGUCAGAAAUGGUCAAGCUAAAAUGGUUUGGCAGUGAAAGAAAGAGAGAUUGCCUAGAAAGACAAAGCUUGGCCACCCAAGACAACAAACCCUUGUCUGUGGCAACAAAGGCGACAAUGCACUCUUUAAAGAGGUGCAUUUCAGUAUAUGAGCCACAUGCUUCAUAUUAUGCCCAACUUGGAAGAAUAAUGGUCACAUAUGAUGUAAAGCAGAACUCCUGGCAUUGUCCUUGUGCCAGGUCAAGAAGAUCCUGUCUUCAUAAAUACAUUGCAAAAUGGCACCUGUUCCAGACUGAAUCAGACCAGAACCUGCGUCUGCCUUCAUUUUCAAGCACAUACCCAACCAGCCUCAUUCCUGAUGAGAUGUUCUGCCAUAGAUGUGCUGGAAAUGUACCUUUAUCAGACCAUCUGCUCAUUACAUCAAAGGCCAAAAUUCUUACAAAUACAAGAAUUAUCCAUGACGUUGCCACCUACUCAAAAUGUUGCCACCAAUGUGGAAUCCACUACAGGUAUCAAGAGUGGAAAGAUGGCCUGCACAAUUUUAAUGACAGUGUCAUUCUUGACCUCUCUUUAUGCCUACAUCUUCGAAACAUGCUACAGGCCCACACCGCUGUCGGGAGAGUGGUUCAGUGUCUGGAGGUCACCAUAGGGGAACAGUUUCCUCCAGCCAAAACAGUGCUCCAUGCUUAUCUCCAUUUUGAGGCACUCACAAGUCACGAGUACGAAUACUCUUGUGUGACAUGUGGGGAUCAUCCACCCAUUGUAAUCAUGGAUCUCCACAGAAAAGGAGCAUUCAACAUGUCAUUGAGUGACAUCAAACCACCACCAAAGGAUUUCAAUGGACACAUAGAUAUGGACGACUUUUGGGAUAAACUGGCCCUGCAAAUGAUUGGUCGUGGCUUUGUAUCUUGCUUUUAUGUGCCUCUUCUUAAUAUUUGUGACAAUCCCUUCACUGUCCACCCCAAUUACCACCUUUGGGCACCAUGGAUUGGAAGAAAUACACGCAAGUCCAGUCAGUGCCUCAACACAGAGUUCCAAAAAAUCCACCAACCCAAAGAAGUCUCUGAAGAUAGACUUAAAAAUGAGCUUUAUAAGAAAAAGGUAUCAGUGAUAAGGAAACUGUGCAAGGAAUGUGGUGUUGAUUCCAUUGGCUCAAAAAGUGACCUCCUAGAGAGGCUUUCAUCUGAGAUGAAAUCUAGACAGACUUUUGACAAAGUAUUCGAAAAGAUUUGGGGUGCCUCUGGUGGAUGGGCUGUAGUCAUGUGCCCUUGUGGAAUUGUGUACAGCAUCAAAUGCUGUUUGCGCGUAGAGAGUCCGAGAGACUUUGCAGAUCUCCUCCUCUCAUGGAAACACAUGCCUAAUGUAGUCAUCUAUGAUUUCGCACGGGGACUGGCCACACACACCAAUCUUCGCUAUCCUGAGACGUUAACCUUCACGCCACACGAAGGUCGUCUAGCUGACCCAACAGAUGGCAACAUAAAGAUGGCAAAGGAGGGAAAGCUGAAGAUCUCCUUACCGUGGCUUAGUAUAAAAAAACAAGUCCCAGACAGCCAUGGCCACCUAAUUACAGGCUCAGCAGAGCACUAUGUCCUUAAUGACAAAUUUCAUGAAGACAAUUCAAAAGACGAACGGGAUGCUCUCCGCAAGAUUGGUCUUGUAGCCCAACUUGCUGGUAAAGUGAAUAGCCAGGUUGCGGAACAGUUCUUUAGCAAAUUAAAGAAAAAUAACUACUUUCUAAAUAUGACCCUUCCAUCAACUCACGUCUUCCUCAUGAGAAGUAUCAUCCACCACCACAACAGUCAGAAGAAUUUGAGAAGACUAGAGGCCUUCAAAAAAGUAUUUGGGACAGAAGUGGUGCUGAACAUCAACCACCAGGCUGUUCUUGACCUUAGUGGCUCAGAGGCAACAGUGGAUUUGCCAGACUUUGAUGCCCCUGUAACAGGCAUGGAAACCUCUGCAGAUGUGAACAUGGAGGAAGUGGACGAGGAUAUGAUUGUGGAGGAUGCAGAUGAGUAUUCAGCUCAACCUUGGAUGAAGCCUCAUAAUCUUCUACAAGACAAAUUGCUCAGAUACAUCCUGGACACGGGGCGACUGGCUGAUGAGGUCAUUGUGAAGGAGGGGGCGAUAUGCCUCUUAAGAGAAGAUUUUUGGACACUGGGUUUGAGAAGGGAAAUGGAGUCUGAUAUUGGAAAUGCCUGCAUGAAACUGAUUUAUGAAGAUGCUCGGGCGCAUGGCAAAGACAUAUAUACUGCUGAUAUGUAUGUCGUUACUACGUGGAAAGACAGUGUAGAUCCCUUAGCCUACUUUCCAGAUGAUGCUGACAUGAAGGAUGCCCUUGUUUUCCUAUGGACAAACGCUGCCGGCCCAGAACAUUAUCUGAGUAUUGCACAUCGUCUCGACCCUGGACAGUGGACAGAGGUCACAGGAUUGGAUAUUGGGGGCUUUCCUCAACAGAACAACAGCAUUGAUUGUGGAGUUUUCAUGCUUAUGUAUGCCCUUUACACUGUGCUGAACACUCCAUUCAGUUUUACUUCGCUUGACAUGCCUGCAAUCAGGGAGUGGUGGUGUCUACGUCUAAUUGAGCGGUUUGAGACAGAGGGGCAUGGGAAGAGGUUCGCCCACUGGACCGAGGAGGCAAGAUGGCUGACUGAAGGGACAUUACGACCUCUUUACAGGUGUUUUCCAGGUUUAACACAUGACUUGCCACAACAUGUUGUUGCUGAGAGGAACCGAAUGUUGUUCAACCAGGCUCUGGUGGACUUCAUUGUGGCAAGAGGAACCGAUAAUCACAUUCAGCUUGUCUAG
Xyrauchen texanus (razorback sucker) is the source of this 3603-nucleotide messenger RNA. RefSeq lists its product as uncharacterized. Lineage: Eukaryota; Metazoa; Chordata; Actinopteri; Cypriniformes; Catostomidae. The record is from RefSeq and is a predicted model, not a curated record. Gene Ontology annotation, biological process: proteolysis. Gene Ontology annotation, molecular function: cysteine-type peptidase activity.